This is a messenger RNA of Gloeophyllum trabeum ATCC 11539, 2784 nucleotides long. RefSeq names its product DUF663-domain-containing protein. Lineage: Eukaryota; Fungi; Basidiomycota; Agaricomycetes; Gloeophyllales; Gloeophyllaceae. Gene Ontology annotation, biological process: endonucleolytic cleavage of tricistronic rRNA transcript (SSU-rRNA, 5.8S rRNA, LSU-rRNA); ribosome biogenesis; maturation of SSU-rRNA from tricistronic rRNA transcript (SSU-rRNA, 5.8S rRNA, LSU-rRNA). Gene Ontology annotation, molecular function: U3 snoRNA binding; GTPase activity; GTP binding. The coding region runs from base 84 to 2483 and encodes 799 amino acids. Gene Ontology annotation, cellular component: preribosome, small subunit precursor; nucleus. The record is from RefSeq and is a predicted model, not a curated record. The transcript has 10 exons.
AGCGUUUCUAUCAUAUCAGCUAGACAAAUCAUUUAACGCGGGACUCCUUGGGCUACAGCUAGGCAGCGACUUGCUCUUUCACGAUGGUACAGGCGCAUCACCACAGGCCUACACUUAAGCAGCAAAACAAGCCGUUUAAGUCAAAGCAUGCGAGCAAGUCUGCCAUAAAACGAACUGCCAAGGGCAAGACUUCACGUACUUCUCCCAACUCCCAGCCCGGCACCCCUUCCACCGCCCAGGCACGCCAGAACCGACGCAAUCACGCCAAACAAAUUCAGCUCCAAAAGCGACAAUCGCUCGUUGCAGCCACCCGGAUAUUCAGCGGUGUGGACGGUGCACCACGGAUAGUUGCGGUUAUCCCGCUCAGUCCCGACGUGAAGCCAUGGGAGGUCAGUAAAGGACUUGCAGAGGCUUUGGGCGUAGAUGAUUCGGACUGCCCCAACACGGGUGUGUGGAAGAUUAAAGCGGAGCGGUUCAAGACGUCCUUGCAGCUCAUCAAUCUACCCUACCGCUCGCUAUACCCUACCCUAGACGCCGUAAAGGCCGCCGACUACGUCCUCUUCGUGCUGUCUCCGACUACUGAGGUAGAUGCAUGGGGUGAUACACUGCUUCGCGCCUUGCAAGCUCAGGGCCUCCCCACAGUCGUAUCAGCUGUCGCCCCCGACUCAUCUCUGGAUAGCAAAACGCGGCCGACGGUCCUCAAGUCGCUGCUAUCCUUCAUGCAGUACUUCGUUCCCAGCCAGACGCGCGUAUUCGACAUGCACUCGAGCUCGGAUAGGAUCAAUGCUGCGAGGGCGCUGUGCGAGGGGAGACCGGAUGAUGUACGGUGGAGGGAGGGCCGGACGUGGAUGCUCGGUGAGAGUGUGGAGUUUGAAGAGCAAGCCGACGGGAAGGGGAUAUUGAAGGUUACUGGGGUGGUCAGAGGCGCUGCGUUGAGCGCGAACAGGCUGGUGCAUCUGCCAGGUUGGGGAGAUUACCAGGUAGAGAAGGUCACUUCUGCUCCGCUCCCCCGCCAUUCCAAAGUCCCUGAUGCGGGAGGUAUGGAUGUCGAGCCAGCUGUAUUAGCCGAACCCGAUCCAGAGGAAGCGGACUCCUUGGUUUCCAGCAAUGACCCAGAUGAUCUGGCCAACGAGCAGACAUGGCCAACCGAGGAAGAGAUGAAGGGACAUGCAGAUUCGGUACAGGAUGGGAAUGAAAUACCUGAUGCGAAGGCAGGAACGACCCCGAGGAAAGUGAAGCGGGUGCCGAAGGGGUGGAGUGACUACCAAGCUGCGUGGAUUGUCGAUGAUGACGAUGAGGAAGGAGAUGGUGAAGAGGGAAGCGAGGGAGAGGAAGAAGAGGAGAUGAGGGACGUGGAGGUGGAAGAACGAGAGACAAAGGUUGAUAAUGAUGAUGAUGAGGACAACGAAAUGGAGUCGAUGACAAAUCGGAGCGUCGCAUUCGAGGACAUGGAUAUGGCAGAAGAAGAGAAAGAGCUACAACAAUGGCGGUCGCGGAAGAGAGAGGAGGAAGAGAAAGAUGAUUUACAAUUUCCCGAUGAGAUCGACACACCAUUAGAUAUACCGGCACGUACCCGGUUCCAACGCUAUCGUGGGUUAAGAUCAUUCCGGACCAGCCCGUGGGACCCGUACGAAAACCUACCUCGCGACUAUGCCAGGAUAUUCCAGUUUGAGGAUUUCAAGCGGACCGAGCGGGGCGUACGGCGGAGAGCUGAAGAAGAAGUCGCUGCUGUUCAGCCUGGGGUUAGGGUUACGGUGCACUUGAAGGAUGUUCCUCAGGAAGCAUCUCGUGUGGAGGCGGGAAAGCCCUUCGUCAUGUUUGGAAUCUGGCAGCACGAACAUAAGAUGACUGUUCUGAACUUCGCUGUCCAACGGAAUACAGAAUACGAUGGCUCGGUGCGGUCGAAGGAUCCUCUCGUCUUGUGUGUGGGUCCUCGGAGGAUGCAUACACGGCCGAUAUACAGCCAGCAUACACGUGGUGGUGGAAAAGGGUACAAUAACGUCCACAAAUUUGAGCGGUAUCUACGGCAUGGAGAUACAUAUGUUGCCACGACGUAUGGCCCAGUCGUGUUCGGGAAGCAGCCUUGUAUGCUCCUUCGCGAGACUGAUGAUCCGGAUGCGCCGCACUUAGUGGCCACGGGCACCUUCCUCAACCCCGACACGACACGUAUCAUCGCCAAGCGGAUAGUCCUGACUGGACAUCCGUUCAAGAUUCAUAAGAAGACCGCCACUGUGCGCUACAUGUUCUUCAACCCUGAGGACGUGAGGUACUUCGCCCCGAUCCAACUGCACACCAAGUACGGGCGGACCGGCCACAUCCGGGAAUCUCUUGGCACCCACGGGUACUUCAAGGCUCACUUCGACGGGCCGAUGAACCAGAUGGAUACCGUUUGUAUGUCGCUGUAUAAGAGGGUCUACCCGAAGUGGUGCGAACCUUGGCGGCCAAGAUCCGGUCAAGUGGACGGAGAUGCUAUGGAGGAGUAGAGGUGAGAGGAAUUAUAGGAGACGCUGGUCGCCCGUUUCUGUCAUUGGGGCUCUGUAACCUCGGAUCUCAUGUGCGUAACAGCUCCUCAACACCUAGCUUAUGAGACUACCCGUCAUGACCAAGGUUAGACCUAUUCACGAUGUACUUACUGCGGACGAUCUCCGCGUGCUGUCCUCGGCCCCUGGGGGGGCGAGGGGAAUGAAUGAGAAAGGAAUCAAUUACUGGCGGUCGACAUAUCUGAACACUGUCUAUAAGUAAUAAUGUCACGCUUGCAACGGUGGAGGUGUUAUUAGCAACCAG